AUGGCUGCGGUGAGAUUGCGCAAGGCGUUUCGGUACCCUGAGGAAUCAGAGGGUGAGCGAGAGGAGUUGGAUGAAGAGCAACAGGAACGGGUCAUCCAGCAGUUGCAGAGCCAGAAUGAUGCUCGCAACGCCCAGUACAGUGUGGUUUUUACUGCACUUCCACUGCUGGCUGCUACAGUAUUUGUGCCUUCGGUGCUGUCAGCUUCCAGUCAGACUGAACGGUUGUUCUCGCUCCUCAGCGUCGCCUCGUUGUUGACAACAGCCUAUAUCAUGAAAUGCUCUCCUCUCCAGCCUGAUCGUAAAGGCAAGAAGCCUAUGACCCUCCACACUGAACGUAUUUCUCGGCUUCAUGCGGCUCUGGUACCUGCCACCAGUGCAAUUUGCUUGUUGCUUGCUAUGGGCUAUCUUUCUACAGGGUCAUCUGAUGGGAUCCAACCAGUUCUAUACCUGAUUCCUGGAGCCAUGCUCGCAGUGAUUCUACUUGCUCAAAAGGUCAUGCUCUCUGUUGACCUUGCAUCCCUCAAGGAUCUACAGUACGAGUAUAAAGGUGCCUAG
Molecule: messenger RNA, 555 nt
Organism: Penicillium egyptiacum
Lineage: Eukaryota; Fungi; Ascomycota; Eurotiomycetes; Eurotiales; Aspergillaceae
Source: the annotation of a GenBank genome assembly